Messenger RNA from Fusarium odoratissimum NRRL 54006, 2372 nucleotides. RefSeq lists its product as uncharacterized. The transcript has a single exon. Gene Ontology annotation, biological process: positive regulation of transcription by RNA polymerase II; DNA-templated transcription. Bases 123 to 2372 code for a protein of 749 amino acids. Gene Ontology annotation, molecular function: zinc ion binding; DNA-binding transcription factor activity, RNA polymerase II-specific; DNA binding. The record is from RefSeq and is a predicted model, not a curated record. Lineage: Eukaryota; Fungi; Ascomycota; Sordariomycetes; Hypocreales; Nectriaceae.
UGUGAUGAGUGAGUCUGAUGAAUUCGAGGAUCAAUGAAAUCUGGCCGGGUCAACCACUCGGUAGUUGCGAGAAACGAAACAAUGUCCAGAGGAUAAGAUAAUUUCAGCUCUCAAGCCCCACAAUGUCGACGACUUCCCUAGACACGAAAAGCAGAGGUCAAACAGAAGCCAGUCCAAGAGCUUCAAAACGAGCAAGGACCGAUACGGAGACUUCAGACAAGGGCCCUAAUGGACGUCAUCGACAUCGAAUUACUCGAGCAUGCAAUGAGUGCAGGAGACGCAAAGAUCGAUGCGGCGGCCAACGUCCGUCAUGCAAGUCAUGCAUUGAGAAUAAUCGGACAUGUAGCUAUGGACCCUCCAAGAAACGAGGACUACGACCAGGUUAUGUGAGAGGCAUCGAAACAUUGCUGGGACUAAUAUUUAACUCUAUAAAAGGGAGCGAAGAGUGGAUAUAUGGGCUUCUCGAGGGUGUUAUUCAGCAAUCGUCCUUCUGUACUGCGUCCGGUCUCCACGACGCCAAUAUCUCUGUCGAUCUUCUACUCGAAACAUGGCAUAAGUCCUCGGUAUCUAAGAAAAUGGGAAGCCUUCUCUCUACAGAGAGUGAGUUUGACGAAGAAGGUACCGACUCGAGUCAGAUUUUCGACACAAAAGUAGUUGAGGGUCUUACGAUUCUGGUAUCGACAAAGAAUGGGACAGGGGCUCCUAUGACACCAAUGGAUACCAACACGACGCAACCAGACCUUCCUCUCUUCGACCAUUCCCCUUCAGCUAUUCCAGCGUCUUCGCCUCUUCAACCCUGCGGAGGACCAACGCUUCAUACCAGCAUUAGCCGCAUACCAGAAACAGUAUCACAACCUCCAAAGUCUAUGCCAUCUGCUGUCCCUGACCUUCCGAAGAACUGGUCAUAUCUCCUGGACCUCUACUUUGAGACAACACAUUGCUGGUUCCCCAUCUCACAAAAGCACGAGCUCUUACGUUGCGCCUACACAUUAUCCUAUAGCCCAUCACCAGCUACUGCCAAUUCACUUACUUCUGGUGAACGAGCAUUUCUUCAUGCUGUUCUAGCAUACGCAGCACACCAAUCAACCGCUUUAUCUAACUCCUCCAGAGACAAGCCGGUAGACGCAUCUGAAGUCAAGCCGCCAAGAGAUCUGACACAGACCUCUCUGUUCGCCAACCCAAAUAACUACGAUGUUGGACAUGUCCGCGCCCUUCUCAUCAUCUGUCUCUUUGAAAUGGAUCAAAAGCUCUGGUCGGCGGCGUGGAAUACCAUAGCACGCGCUGUGUAUACAUCAGUCUCUAUUGGGUUACUACCUCGAAGUACAUCAGCCAUAAAUUCACCGUGCCCUGACAGUGGUAAACGGACAAUCCUAGGAUGCGCAACACUCGAGACUAUCAUUGCAUCUCGAUUGAAUACCGUACCAUAUCUCCUAGCGUCAGAUAUCGCCCGACAGGGUACUCUAUUAACGGACGGAAAUGAGGAGUGGGAGCCGUGGCAGGUCAAGAUUCUCAUUGAUGCAGAUGAUGAGCGAAAUCACCAAAGCUCAAACUCCCACAUGCCUGGGCAUGUCAUAAGCACUUUUAAUCAACUACUCCAAACUAUGGCUAUACUCAACAAAUUGGUUUGCCAACCGAAGGGCUCAGGUACCCAAAGAAGCCUGCAAGAACUCAUGGACCCAUGCCGGGAGAGUCUUAAUACCCUGGGUGAUCUUACAGCUGUUGUGGACUUGACACCUCAAGCGAUUAACCUCUGGAUAACCUCGAUUACCGUACUUGAGAUUGCAGCUGCAUCAACCGUGGAAUUUCCGGGUAUUGGCAUACAGCGCCCAGAGGGCAACUGGCAGAAAAUUACAAAGUUAGCCACUCUGAUUGAGGAGAGACAUCGGUCAAUAGGGCGUUGUUGUAUUUCUCCAGUCGCCUGGGCUUGUAUGGGGCUGUUGCAGAAAUCUCUGGAUCAGAGGCAGCUACAGAAUGUUGAAAGUCGCACAGCAUGUGAGCUAGACCUUGCCAGACAAGCUAUAGCGAAUGCUCUGGCAGCUUUACAAGAUCCGUUGCGCGGAGAGCCCCAGCUUGACUCACAACUAAUAUCCACAAACGGUUCAGAACGUGCUCAAUUGACGAUACAGCCAGCACUUGGCAAGGCUGGUGCAGCAUCGAACUUUGAGCUUCCUCCGACACCUUCAACAUUUUUGUCAAACAGGAUUGAUCCCUCAGUGUCACAAAAUCCAUCAUCAACCAAUCUCACCGCACCGUCACCAGGUGGCCUAUCCUUCCCUCUGGAUCCAUCACUAACCGCCAAUAUUGAAGACGACGGUCUCUUCGACAGCCUCGCUACUUUAGACACAACUGAUUGGCAAGUCGACAAAGAAUAG